UCGCGUCUGUGUAUUUUUUAUCGUCAAUAUGCUUUUUCAUAUAAUUUUCAUAAUGUUCCUAAUGCAAUACAGUAUUGCGAAGACGUAUACCCUUGAAGUGAGAGGUGAACGACCGAUCAAGGACAGUGAAGAUUAUAUAAUCCAAGGAUUCCAUAAAAUUGACAAAAGAGGUGUUUAUAACGUUGAGACUUUUUCUAGACCCACUGGAAUGCACUCCAGGGAACAAACAGUUAUAGUUGUACCUAACGAAGGGUCAACCACUCAAACGCGAAACAACGCAAAUAAAGAUACAACAGUCGUCGUUGUGAGCUCAGAUAAUAACCACCAAAACCGGGGCUGAUGUAAAAGGCAAACCAUCAGAAAAAAUAAAUAAAAAAAACGACUAUUUUUAUAAUCCAUAUCAAUAUGUUUUUCUACAAACCUCCAUUAAUAUUAUGAACGUACGUCAAUGAUUAAAUAAUAAAUCGACGAAUUAUUUAAAUCUUUUAUUCUACACUAUAAUUAGGUAUUAACAAUUAUUAGAAUUCACUUAUUUGAGUAACAUCUGUUGGGUAAAACUUCG
Molecule: messenger RNA, 562 nt
Organism: Vanessa atalanta (red admiral)
Lineage: Eukaryota; Metazoa; Arthropoda; Insecta; Lepidoptera; Nymphalidae
Exons: 5
Coding region: 29-340 (103 amino acids)
Source: RefSeq, a predicted model, not a curated record